AUGGCUUCUCGGAUUCCACCCCAGGCUGAGAACAGAGAAGCGUACACAUGGGACGGCAGAGAUCGCAUCGUAGGGCUGAUGCAGCACAACAUUGGGCUCUACGGUGAGCUCAAGACGGUCAAGAAGAUGCGCUGGAAGAACAUGUCGGUCGAUGUUGCCGGCCGACACACCUUACAGUGGUCUGAUCUGAGAUACUUCACAAACCAGGGGCUGCCGUACGCAGAGGCUGUCUGCAGGAGAUAUGUAGCAGACAAUGUGAAGCCCCUCUGGUGGAGAACUGAGACUAUUGGGUCGUCGAACACGCCCGUUGUCCGCAACAAGGCCGUCGCUCGCAUCAACGUCGCCUUCAGACAUGCGCUGCACAACGCCGGGUAUGACACACAAGGGAAAAGGCUGCCAGAUCAACAGAACGGCCAUCGGUCUGGGGAUAAGGCAAUCACGCACUUGUUCGGAACUGUGGUCAUCAAAAUCCACGCGCCGGCUGAAGUCCACAAAGUGCCAUUCAAGGACCUGCAGGUCUACUGCGAAGGUGUCGUCAAGGCCGUGGAGCAAGCCCUUGGCCAACGUCCUGGGGGCUCCGGCAGAGAAACCAAAGCAGGACCGGGCCUACGUCAACAGGAUCGAGGUCGCUCGAGCGGCGGCAACAGAGGCGGCGGAUCAGUUAGGGGAGGCAGAGGGGGCCAGGCGAAAAAGGCCGGACAAAGGUCCAAAUGGUAG
Messenger RNA from Diaporthe citri, 717 nucleotides. RefSeq lists its product as uncharacterized. NCBI's taxonomy places the organism in Eukaryota, Fungi, Ascomycota, Sordariomycetes, Diaporthales, Diaporthaceae. The transcript has a single exon. The record is from RefSeq and is a predicted model, not a curated record. Bases 1 to 717 code for a protein of 238 amino acids.